AUGGCUGCGAUCACUGAGAAUGAUCCAAUGGCUGUGAUCACUGAGAAUGUACACACUGAAAAGUACAUUGAUGUUGCCAAAGAUGUUCAUGACAUUUGUGUCAAGAGCGAUGGCGAAAAUACCAUUGGUGAUGGAACUGAGAAAAUCUCGAUCACAGUUUCCAAAGAAGAGUCUGAGCUCAAACCUGAAUCCGAGUUAGAUAUGCAGAAUCUUGUGGCAAUGUUCAAGAAACUGAAUCCUUUGGCAAAGGAGUUUUUCCCUUCUUACUACAACACCAAGAAGAACAAUCAUACUGGGAAAGACAAUCAAAUUCUGUCGGUUGACGUGGCUAAAAAGAAUCAAUCUGGUGAAGAAUUUGAUCAUGAUCUCAAGAAGGAUGACAAUAACCGGAAGAAAAGAAACGGUUAUAGCCAAGGGAGGAGGAGGUUAAAUGGAAGAAUUUCUAAGGCUGAGAGAGAGGAUAGUAUUAGAAGAACAGUAUAUGUUUCUGACAUUGACCAGAGUGUGACUGAGGAGGGUCUUGCUGGCUUGUUUAGUAACUGUGGACAAGUUGUUGAUUGUCGUAUUUGUGGGGAUCCACAUUCAGUUCUUCGAUUUGCGUUUGUCGAGUUUGCUGAUGACCAGGGUGCACGGGAAGCUUUAAGCCUUGGAGGAACAAUGCUUGGGUACUACCCGGUGAGGGUUUUACCCUCCAAAACUGCUAUUCUUCCAGUGAAUCCAACAUUUCUUCCCAGGUCAGAGGAUGAAAGGGAGAUGUGUUCAAGGACAAUCUAUUGCACAAAUAUCGACAAGAAGGUUUCUCAAGCUGAUGUGAGAAACUUCUUUGAGUCUGCAUGUGGUGAGGUAACUCGCCUAAGGCUUCUUGGCGAUCAACUGCAUUCAACUCGCAUAGCUUUUGUUGAAUUUGCUCUGGCAGAUAUUGCACUUAGGGCUCUCAGUUGCAGCGGGAUGGUCGUUGGAUCCCAGCCAAUUAGGGUAAGUCCAUCAAAGACACCAGUGAGGCCACGAAUCACUCGACCACCUUCCACAAACUAG
Eruca vesicaria subsp. sativa (arugula) is the source of this 1035-nucleotide messenger RNA. Lineage: Eukaryota; Viridiplantae; Streptophyta; Magnoliopsida; Brassicales; Brassicaceae. The record is from the annotation of a GenBank genome assembly.